Danaus plexippus (monarch butterfly) is the source of this 1767-nucleotide messenger RNA. Its product is annotated as coiled-coil domain-containing protein 149. The record is from RefSeq and is a predicted model, not a curated record. The transcript has 7 exons. Lineage: Eukaryota; Metazoa; Arthropoda; Insecta; Lepidoptera; Nymphalidae. The coding region runs from base 273 to 1595 and encodes 440 amino acids.
AGCUGAUAACGAUCAACGGAUAAAAAGUCAAAACGAUUUAUUAUCGAUUUGCUGAAUAUUUAUAAUUAUAUACACUUUACAAUUUUGUAUUAACCAUAAAAUGAAAGCUUGAACGAUAAUAGUUUUACUUAUAAUAUUGCAAAAAAUAGGAAGCGUACAAUAAAGUAAUGUUACUCAAUUAUUGAUUGUAAGUUGUAAUUUAUUAUCAGCAACUUUAAAAUUAUGGAUACUGAAAACGUUUGAGGAAUAUCUUGAGACCUUAAUAUUUUCGAAUGAAAAUUUUGUACAGCAACAUAAUGUUUAGCAAAUCAAAUAAAGUUAAAUUUCAAGACCAACAAUUGGACGACUAUGUAUUAGAGAAUUCGGUGCUUAAGAGUAAACUGCAAAGUAAAAUAGAUGCACUCUCCAUAAUGAGCAAUGAACUUGAUAAAUGUUGUAUGGAGAGGGAUAGAUACAAAAUGCUAGUAGAACAAUUAAAAUGUAAGAAACACAUGCAACAUAACAAUAAUCUCGAUAGAUUUGCACCGACCAACACAAUCAGUGGCAGCGAAAUAUUAGCUAGGACAAAAGAAAGCAAUAAUAUGCUUAAAUUAGAGGUAGAGAGUUUGAAGAGUAAGCUGGAAGAAGCUAACGGUGAUAUAUUAGCGUUAAGGAAGGAACUACAGAAGAUUGGUUUUGACGAAAACAACGGGAACAAGAAAACAUGCACCGCCUUUGCGAAGACGGAUUAUGAAAUACUCGUUCAGGAUUUGGAAAGAGUUCAGAAAAAGUAUCGGCAGAUCCAGUUGGACUACAGGACGACGUUGGAUGAGAAGGAGGAAUUAGUAUCAGACCGUGACUAUUACAAAAAUAAGGUUCAAAGAUUAAUAAGUCAGAUCUUUAACAACAGUGCGAAGACGAACAGUGAGAAUUCAACCCCGUUUGUUGAUGUUGACACUCUGCUAACAGAGAACAAAUAUCUCCACGAGAGAAUAACACAGCUUCAGGUUGAGAAGGAGAUUGUUAAAAGAACUCUCACCAAGUACAAGACCUUACUCGAUAAUAGGAACAAGAGUGAGCCGUACAUCAAAAAAGGUUUCGCUGAUGUCAUGACACAGAAACAAGUCAGAGAGUAUCUGGACAUAAAUUCUAAAACUGGUUUGAAAAGAGGCUCAGCUCAGGAGUUGAAGCGAAUUUGUUUGGGAUUGUUUGAAGCACUGAAUGACAAGUCCAUAGCCUUACAGCAUCAAAGGAAGACCAACCAAAUUCUGGCAAACAGAAUAACGGAGCUGGAGAAAACUUUGGAGAGUUUGUGCAACGGACAGAAAUUCGUACCGAUAUUUCCAUCGCAGAUGCUGUUGGAUGAACUAAACGAUACCAGCUCUACCAAAUCCGACGAGUCCAGGGGAAGGUCGGGGAAACGUACGGAAAAUACCAGGAACGAAAUAAAAUAUACAAACAGCGAGGACGAAACCGCCGAGAGCAAGGAAAAUUUGCAGGAAGUGACGUACUAUGACGGCGAUAACAGGAAGUUAACUCAGAAAACUGUGCUGCCAAAGGAAUUGCAGGACUUGGUGAUAGAAGCCGCCGCUGAAAUGAGGAUGCAACAGAAGUGAAUCGCCUGAUUGUGAGGAAACUACCGAAUACGAGUGUCGAGCUAUCCGUAUAAGACCCGUUCCAUAUAAACUAUCAAAUCAAAGUUCUACCAAAAAUAUAUCUAGUCUUUUAUUAAAGUACUUAAUUUUGUACCCUCUUAUGUUAUAUUAAAAUAAAAUUGACGUUUUGUUA